Molecule: messenger RNA, 660 nt
Organism: Mercenaria mercenaria
Lineage: Eukaryota; Metazoa; Mollusca; Bivalvia; Venerida; Veneridae
Product: C-type lectin domain family 4 member E-like
Exons: 5
Coding region: 25-564 (179 amino acids)
Source: RefSeq, a predicted model, not a curated record
CAUCGUGUUGGAAAAGGGCAGCAUAUGCACGAGUGUACUCCUUAUCUGCUCAACACAGUUAAUUUAAACAGCAUGCUAUACCUACUUUUAAUUAUUUCAUUUCUUUCACCGGAUUUCGUGUAUUCGGGAACAACUAGUUGUCGGGAUGCAUGGGUUGUGUACUAUGGUUCGUGUUACCUGUUUGCACAUGAUCAGUUACUGACAUUUACAGAAGCUGAGGAGUUUUGUAAACACCACUCUUCUCAUCUGGUACACAUCGACAAUGAGCACGAAAAUAACUUCCUUAGACAAUUCGUCAUUCAUUUCCGUACAAACGCUUGGUGGAUAGGCUUAACUGACGUACUCGUUGAAGGCGAAUGGCAAUGGAUAGAUACAAACACCGAUGCAAAAUACUUGCAAUGGGGACCGAACGAACCUGAUAACGUAGCAGUUGAAGAGGACUGUGCGGCUAUUGCUUUAAGUCAAGGUUUACAUGGAUUAAAUUGGGCAGACACUGUUUGUUCCAACAAACUUCAACCAAUAUGUGAAGAAAACGUUUCAACGGAGAAUGAAAUCAUUGGCUGAAAAACAACUUUACACGACUGUUCAUUAAUAAAUAGCUGAUAAAAUUUAUUUUGUAUUCCCAUUGAGAUUGUUGAAAGUAAAAAACACUGAAGUCUU